Messenger RNA from Brienomyrus brachyistius, 2069 nucleotides. RefSeq names its product homeobox protein EMX1. The record is from RefSeq and is a predicted model, not a curated record. NCBI's taxonomy places the organism in Eukaryota, Metazoa, Chordata, Actinopteri, Osteoglossiformes, Mormyridae. Gene Ontology annotation, biological process: neuron differentiation; central nervous system development; regulation of DNA-templated transcription. Gene Ontology annotation, molecular function: DNA binding; DNA-binding transcription factor activity, RNA polymerase II-specific. The transcript has 3 exons. Bases 217 to 915 code for a protein of 232 amino acids.
GGUAUAGCGAGCGACAUGUGCGACCCCAUGGUGUAAUUCAUCAUCCUUUCACCUUUAGCGCUUUAAUGUUUUACGCGAGCACUGACUGUUAGUGUUGUGGUUAAAAACGGCAGUAAUUAUAACCCUUUUGUAAAUUAAUGUAUUUACUUAUCAAGGCUAAAGAAGUUGCGGGUGUUUCACUCUACUUUUUCUGAACUUCGGCUGGAUUGUCAGACAAUGUUUCCUCCGGCCGCUAAACGCUGUUUCACAAUUGAAUCCUUGGUGGCCAAAGAAGGUCCUUUGAGCACGGAAGAUCCGGUCCGGCCGACGGCACUGAGUUAUUCAAGCCCCGCUGAUGUCUUUAUGAACGGGUAUCAGAGUCCAGCGAGCAGAUCUUUGUACCCAAACCCGGACUUAGUCUUCCCUGAGACGGUGAACCAUCCUUCUUUGUCGGUGCAUCCGCAUCAGCUUGGUGGUUCGCACCUACCGCACCCGCACUCGUUUUUUGGAACACAACAUCGCGAGCCUCUUAAUUUUUAUCCGUGGGUUUUAAGGAACAGAUUCUUUGGACACAGAUUUCAAGGAAAUGACGUUUCCCAGGAUAACCUUCUGCUCCACGGUCCCUUCGCCAGGAAGCCCAAGAGGAUCCGAACAGCCUUCUCCCCUUCCCAGCUUUUACGGCUAGAGAGAGCUUUUGAGAAAAAUCACUAUGUGGUGGGUGCUGAGAGAAAGCAGCUGGCCACUAGCCUCAGUCUCUCAGAAACACAGGUGAAGGUCUGGUUCCAAAACAGAAGGACAAAGUACAAGAGGCAAAAACUGGAGGAGGAAGGACCAGACUGCCAGCAGAAAAAGAAGGGAAACCAUCACAUCAACAGGUGGAGGAUUGCAACAAAACAAGCCAGCUCUGAGGACAUUGAUGUCACUUCAGAUGAAUAGAUCUCUUUACCAAGACAUGGAAUUCACUUGCAGUUGCAUCCCUAUUUAUUAUGUAUUAUCUAUAAAUAUAAUUAUACGACACCGCAGAAAUGACUGGAUAACUGGCCAGCAUUUUCAAGCUGCAAAAUGAAAACACUGGCUGGAAUAAAAGUAAGUGUGCAUUCAGUAGGUCCUCAACUAUGCUUUGCAUACCAAUCUGAAUAAUCAAAGUAAUGGUUUUGUUAUAGCUUGGUUAUAAAGGCCAAAGCUGAUGAUGUGUAGUAGAAGGAAUGUAUCCCAUCAAUGUUCAAGCAGGAGAUGCCUCGUAUUAUAACAUAAUUGUCACACCUUCUCGCUUUUACCUUUUUUGAUCUCUGCCCAAUAUAGGAGACUACUUCCUGAAAAUCUUGUUUGCCUGAACUUUUAAAUUUAUCAUCUUUUAAUUCAGCCACUAUUUUACCCAGGCCCUUUAUGCUUUAUAAAAUGCAUUUAUUUCUCAUAACCUAUGGAUGGUCUAAUUAAAAAAAAAUAGAUUUUCUCCCAAGGAUAUUUCCUUAAAAAUAUAUUCAGCUUUCUUAUGUUGAAUUGUGCCAUAUAUUCAAUUACAUAAAUUGAGUUUUUUUCUGUUUCACGUAACUGGAGGUGUACAUGGAGAUAUUAACAAAAGAUAUUUAGCAUGGGUGUCCAGUCCUGUGUGCAUAGCUGGGGUUGUAGCACCUGCAAUGUACUGCAGCUUUUCUGUCAUUUAAGUUGUUACAAAACAGAUUUAUAUUAUAACUGCAUGAGUAACUACUAAUUUUUUAAAAACACAAGGCUUCGGACAUGAAUAUAAUUUCCAAAUCCCAGUGCAUGAGCUAUAUUAGGGGAUUAUAUCAUCAUUUCACUUUGAUCAUAAGCUUUAAUUUUUUGACCCUAAAUAAUAAAAUAGCUGGACAAACUUUGGCUUUAGGCCGAGCAUAAAAACAGAUAUCACUUAUAAUUUUUAUUGAACAUAGUUUUAUACUCAGUCCAUAAAAAGAAACAGGAUAUGCAUCAGAAUACAGUGCAACCAUAUUGUUCCUAAUCGCCCUUAAUACGACUGAGUAUGAAGUGAAUAUGAUACACAUUGUCAUGUUUUGUAAUAAAAUCUUCCUGCAAAACUAUUGUACAGUAAUUAAUAAAGAUUUAAAUUGGAA